Messenger RNA from Rhizophagus irregularis DAOM 181602=DAOM 197198, 923 nucleotides. The record is from RefSeq and is a predicted model, not a curated record. Lineage: Eukaryota; Fungi; Glomeromycota; Glomeromycetes; Glomerales; Glomeraceae.
UAGAACCAAUCAUUCAAACAAAUUUGUGAUAUGAUUUAUAAUGAAGGAAGUGGCAACCAAGCAAUAAAUGGGGGAAUCAGCAUAAUUAUUAAUGGAUUUGAUGAAUUAUUUAAAUUUAUUCAAAGAGUCUCUCGGUUUACAGAACGUUGGAGAAUAUUUAAUUAGUGAAAGCGUUUUGGAUGAUUUUACUGUUCAUAAACUUAAUGUAAUUUCAAAUGUUUUGUUAGCAUGUGAAGAUUUCUGUAAAGAAAAUUACCAACCCAAUCAAAACAAUGCAUGGAUAUCUUCCAUCGCUAUGACAGAGUCUUUCAAGAAUAGUUCUGAUUCUCUUCAAAGGCUUUACCAAGUUGUAUAUUGGUGUAUUUCUGACUUUUUCAUUCCAAGUAUUAAACAUUUACUUGAUAUUUCAAUUAAUCAACUUGGUAAUUUAUUUGGAGCCGGAAUUGAUGCAAACGAGACUGAUAAUACCGGAGCAAUAACAACUUUUAGUGUCGAGAACUUAAUUAAUAGUGGAUACUUCGCAAAUGAAGAAUUUCAAUCUCAAAUGCAAAAGGUUACUCAAUAUUGUUAUUUAGGGUCCAAGAUCAAUAUCGUUGCUAUGAUAAAUAUGAAAAAAACUGAAAUUGAAAUGGAAUUACAACAGCGCCAAAUGGAAUUAAUGAGAUUUGAAUGGAUAAAUGAGACAUUGGUCGGAGACGAAAGUUUAAUUCGAAAGCAGUUCUUAGAAAAUUUGAAGCAAGAUGUGAACAGAUUUGUUAGACUGGAUACAUUAUUGCAAGAAGUCAUUUCGAACGGUAACUGAAAAGACUACGGCGAUGGAUGUAGAUACCCUUCAACUGGUUAAAAGACUUGAAGGGAUCGUAUAUGGAGAACAAUCUACAACUAACUCAGAAUUAGACAUUAUUCAACAAUUAUCAGCCUUA